Thermochaetoides thermophila DSM 1495 is the source of this 1653-nucleotide messenger RNA. RefSeq lists its product as uncharacterized. Lineage: Eukaryota; Fungi; Ascomycota; Sordariomycetes; Sordariales; Chaetomiaceae. The coding region runs from base 1 to 1653 and encodes 550 amino acids. The record is from RefSeq and is a predicted model, not a curated record. The transcript has 2 exons.
AUGGCUAUCGCUCCCUUCCGAUGUGCGCGCUGCGGCCACGUGCUGCGCUCCCGAGCCUUGCCUGUUUCCUCAGCCCCUCAAUCGCUCCGUAACUUUUCACAAUCUUCCCCUUGGCAUGACCCCUCCAACGAGUCUUCCUCAUCCCAGUCCUCCAAACCAGAUGAGAAUCCCACAGGGAAAACCGAGUCGCAAGCUAUAUCGAAAGAUACUCAACCCAAAACUUCCGAUCCCCCCGACCCCGAACCCGGCGCAAUGACCCGCCUCCUCGAACAAGCAACCGAAGACGCCCUUUUCUUCGGCGGCCGGGCCGGCCGCCGCGCCAUCGAAGAAGCCGGCUUCAGCGACGAGCUCAAAGCCAAGCUCCUUGAAAAGGUCGCCGCAGCCUCCUUCAACGCCGAGCACUCUGCCGCGCUGACGCAAGCCGGCCUGGGCUCCUCCAAGAUCCCUUCCUCAGCAGGACAGGGCACGCGCGCCACGGCGACGAGCAAGCCCUGGACGGGGGAGGAAGAGAUGGGGGAUGCGGUGUUGAGGAUGUUAGAUGAUGCUAGGAAACCGUUGAGCGCGGAAUUGAGGGGAAAGGCUGCGCCGCCGCCACCGGUGGAUAUGAGGAUACGGGGGGCGGGGAACGUGAGUCCUGGGUUAAGGGCUGCCAACGCGAGGGAAAGGGCACAGGCUUAUGCGAGUAUGGGGAUGGGGAAGGACACAGGCCUGACGGAGGAUGAGAAGGAGGCGUUGAAGAGGGAGUUUAGAGAGAGGUUUAGUCCGGGGUAUAGGGCGCUGCCGAACUCGAUCUCGGGUUUGGCAGCGCUGGCGAAUGAAAGGAUUGAAGAUGCGAUGGCGAGGGGUCAAUUUAAAAAUAUUCCACGUGGACCGGGGGUUGAGAGAGAUACGCGGGCGGAUAACCCUUUUAUUGAUACUACUGAGUACAUCAUGAACAAGAUGAUCAAACGGCAAGACCUCGUUCCCCCCUGGAUCGACAAACAACAGGAACUUGUCCGCGCUGCCGAGGACUUCCGCAAGCGCAUCCGCACCGAAUGGAAGCGCCACGCCAUCCGCCUAAUAACGAGCCGCGGCGGCAGCUUAGAAGACAAAAUUUCCCGCGCAAAAGCCUAUGCCCGUGCCGAAGAGCUGCACAACCCCUCCCGCCGCAAAAUCGACCAGAUAUCUGUCCCCUCUAACACGACGGAUGACAGCCUCAAGCUGCAUCAAUCUGCUUCUAGUAGCUCUGCCUCUCAACCAUCCUCAUCAACUGACGAUGCAGCUACUGCCCUGAGACCCCUGCGUGACCCCCAAUGGGAGCGCUCCCAACGCUCCUACAUGGAGCUCACCAUCACUCAUCUCAAUUCGCUCACACGUUCUUAUAACCUCAUGGCUCCUGAGCUUGCAAAGAAGCCAUAUUUCUCCCUCGAGCGUGAGCUCAGUGGAUGUUAUGCUGAUGUAGCGCCUCUCUUGGCAGACGAGAUUCGGACGCAGGCGUUGAGACCGAAGGAGAGUUCUGGAGGAUUUGGAGGGGGCGGUGGGGGGUUGUUGGGGCUUUUUGGAGGUGGGGGAGGACUGAGUGGGACUGGUGGAGGAGGAGUUACGGGUGAGGAGGGGAAGGAGAAGCAGUAUGGGCUCAGGGAGUUGUGGAGGGAUCUGUGGAAGAAAGGGUAA